GCGAGUCCUUGAACGCAGCAUUUAUUCCAGUGGGACGGGCUUCCGGAAGGAGGUCAUCACAAACAUGGCGUGGAGAGGAUGUGUAUUAAAAUGGGUAAACACAGAGUUAAUCAGAUCCACCAACACGACUUUACGAAGCUCCAGAGAGAUCCCACACUACCAACAGAGGUACGGUUUCCGUCAGGAAGCCAAACGGCCGGAUACAAAGAAAGGAAAUGUUGUCCAAAAAACUAAAGUUUCUCCCUCGGAGGCUGGCACUCAAUCUCUCCCACCUCCUCCCAAAGUCCCCCGGCCGUCACUCUUUAAACCGCUGAUGUUCACAGUAGGGUUUACAGGCUGCUCAUUUGGUGCCGCGGCUAUCCUGCAAUACGAGACCCUGAGGUCAUUAGUCAGGACUGCACAAGAUGAAGAAAAGUCCGAAAAAUUCUCACAGGAUAUGACGUACUGGCAUGACUGGUGGAACAAGCUGUCAGGCUUCCAGCGGCAGCUCAUCCUCCUCGUGUCCAUGGUGGAUGACUUCUGGAGCAGUCUCUCAAAGGGACAGAAGACUGUAACAGGCAUCAUUGCACUGAAUGCUGUAGUCCUGUGUUGCUGGCGAAUCCCUGUGAUGCAAAGAAGUAUGGUUAAGUACUUCACGUCCAAUCCAGCCGCCAAAACACGGUGCCUGCCUAUGGUCCUGUCCACCUUCAGCCACUACUCCAUUUUCCAUAUGGCGGCCAACAUGUCUGUCCUGUGGAUAUUCUCAUCACAAAUCGUUGCCAUCUUAGGAUGGGAGCAGUUUCUCGCAUUCUAUUUAUCGGCUGGUGUGAUUUCCAAUAUGGUCAGCUACACAUGUAAAACUGCAACUAGAAGUCUGCAUCCAUCAUUAGGAGCGUCAGGUGCUGUGAUGGCAGUACUGGCUGCAGUCUGCACAAAAGUGCCAGAGGCCAAACUAGGAAUAAUCCUCCUCCCCAUGGUGGCUGUCACUGCAGGAAACGUUCUGAAAGCGCUGAUCGCCAUGGAUACAGCAGGGCUCGUCCUGGGAUGGCGGAUGUUUGACCACGCAGCUCACCUUGGUGGAGCCCUCUUUGGAGUAUGGUAUGUGACAUACGGUCACAAACUGAUCUGUAGGAAGCAAAAGCCUCUGGUGAAGCUGUGGCAUGAAGCACGUUCUCCAGGUGCCGGUGGAUCCAGGUCAGGAGGAGGGCCUGGGGUCAAUGGUGGACCUGGACCAAAAUGAGACUCUGCAAGAUCUCUGUUCCUUUAAAAAUAAAAACUGGAGUCCACAGUUACCCAAGGAUAUGCAAAGACA
Trematomus bernacchii (emerald rockcod) is the source of this 1291-nucleotide messenger RNA. It is a transcript of the gene parla, whose product is annotated as presenilin associated, rhomboid-like a. The record is from RefSeq and is a predicted model, not a curated record. The coding region runs from base 65 to 1219 and encodes 384 amino acids. Gene Ontology annotation, molecular function: serine-type endopeptidase activity. The transcript is spliced from 10 exons. Gene Ontology annotation, cellular component: membrane. NCBI's taxonomy places the organism in Eukaryota, Metazoa, Chordata, Actinopteri, Perciformes, Nototheniidae.